Sorex fumeus (smoky shrew) is the source of this 2101-nucleotide messenger RNA. It is a transcript of the gene MTMR11, whose product is annotated as myotubularin related protein 11. The record is from RefSeq and is a predicted model, not a curated record. The coding region runs from base 29 to 2101 and encodes 690 amino acids. Lineage: Eukaryota; Metazoa; Chordata; Mammalia; Eulipotyphla; Soricidae. The transcript is spliced from 17 exons.
AGCUCUUUCCUCGGAUGGAGCCAGAGAAAUGUGGUGGGGGUGCCGGGCCCAGAGUUUCAACAUUGCCCCCCAGAAGGAGGAGCCAGAGAUGGGGCUCUCUGGACUAAAGUCUGUCCAGGGGCACGGGAUGCCAGAGCCAGGGACUCAUCUGCCGGGCACAUGCGUGGUCUCUGGAUGCCUCCCAGGGGAGCAGGUCCUGGCACGGGCCCCAGGACUGAGGAAGGGGCUAGAACCUGAACUGCCUGGAGUCCUGAUCUGUACCAACUUCCGGGUCAUCUUCCAGCCCUAUGGAUGGCAGCGGGGUCAGGACACCCCGCUGAGCAGUGAGUACGCCUUUUCGCUGGUCAACAUCGGGCAGUUAGAGGCUGUGAGGGGCCCAUCCCGAGUCCAGCUCCUCCAUCCGGGGUCCCUGCUUAAAUUCAUACCCGAGGAGAUUUUGAUCCACGGCCGAGACUUCCGGCUGCUCAGAGUUGGUUUUGAGACUGGAGGGCUGGAGCCCCAGGCAUUUCAGGUGGCCGUGGCCAUUGUCCGAGCCCAAGCUCAGAACAGUCAAGGCCGACAGUAUCCGGGCCCGAGUCCCAGCCAGGCUGGCCAGAGUUCCCAGAAGCCUGUGCCCCUCCUGGAGACAGCAGAAGACUGGGAGACGGAGCGGGAAAAAUUGCGGGCCAGCAGCUGGAGGGUCAGCGCUGUCAACGAGAGGUUCGACGUUGCUACCAGCCUCCCCCAAUACUUCUGGGUUCCAAAAAGAAUCCUGGACAGUGAAGUCAGGAGAGCAUUUGGCCACUUCUGUGAUGGCCGUGGACCGCGCCUGUCCUGGCAUCACCCUGGAGGCAGUGACCUUCUCCGCUGUGGUGGCUUCUGUUCAGCAAGUGACCCUAACAAGGAUGAUGUCAGAGCAGUGGAGGCCAUGCUCCAGGCGGGGCACACAGAUGUCGUCCUGGUGGACACAGUGGACGAGCUACCCAGUCUCGCAGAUGUCCAUCUUGCCCACUUGCAGCUGAGGUCCUUGUGUCUACCUGAAUCAUCGGUAGCUGAGAAGAAAUGGCUCUCAGCUCUGGAAGGAACACGAUGGCUGGACCUGGUCAGGUCUUGUCUCCGGAAGGCCAGUGACAUUUCCGUAUUAGUGACAGUCAGGGUUCGCUCUGUGGUGCUUCAAGAGCGCAGCGAUCGAGAUUUCAAUGGGCUCCUCUCUUCACUGGUCCAGCUGCUCUUAGCCCCUGAAGCCAGGACUCUGCUUGGUUUCCAAACCCUAGUGCAGCGGGAGUGGGUGGUGGCUGGACAUCCCUUCUUGACCCGACUUGGUGGAAAUGCGGCCAGUGGAGAGGCCCCAGUGUUUCUCCUCUUCCUGGACUGCGUCUGGCAGCUCCUCCAGCAGUUUCCAGCUGAGUUUGAAUUCUCUGAGUUCUUCCUUCUUGCUCUUCAUGACAGUGUGAGGGUUCCUGACACUCUCACAUUCUUAAGGGACACUCCCUGGGAGCGUGGAAAGCACAGUGGGCAGUUCAACUCCUAUACACCAGUCUACACCCCUGGGUACGCCCAGUUUCCAGCCGGGAUCUCUGGUAACCCACAGCUGUCAGUCUGGGACUGGAGAUUACGCUACAACGACAAACAGAUUCUACAAUUUCAUAAUCCUGGGUAUAACCCACAACACCACCCAGACUCCUGGCUCCCCAGACAGCAGCCAAGCUUCAUGGCUCCUGGAACCCCCAGUUCCGUGUGGCUCUUUUCUAGGGGGUCUCUGGCCCCCUUGAACCAGCUCUGCCCCUGGAGAAACAGUCCGUCCUUGCUCGCAGUCUCUUCGCGUUGGCUCCCUCGACCCGCAGUGUCCUCGGAAAGCCUGGCCGACCAGGAGUGGGGAUUCCCCUCCCACUGGGGUGCUUGCCCUCUGCCAGAGGGGCUGCUGCUGCCUGGAUGUCUGGGACCCCAGAUUAGGCUCUGGAGACGCUGCUACCUGCGGGGAAGGCCGGAGGGCCAGACUGGCCUCUUGGCAUCCACCGUCUCUGUCCUCCGGGAGGAGCUCACCCGUCUUGAAGAGCUACUAAAGAAGUGGGCACCGAGAGUGACAGAGGAGCCCGACCCUGCCCUCUCCUGGCCCUGCUGA